AAAUAGAAAGAAAGAAAUAAUAAAAUAAAAUUCUGAGAGACCCAACGAACAUGGCCUGGUUCAGAAGCUUCUUUCAUGUCUCCUCCACUAAGUCUUCUUCAAUUAAGCACAGAUACUUGAACCCAUCUUCUCCUCCUUUCCUCUUCACAUCUUUGUUGCAACACUUCAGCACUGAAUCAACAAUUCAAACUCCAUCUCCCAAUGAUCAUCAUUACUCUGGUCUCGGGCCGACUAAGCCCGGUGAGAAGCCGAGGAUGGUGGUUUUGGGUUCAGGGUGGGCUGGUUGCAGGCUCAUGAAAGGUAUAGACACCAGUAUCUACGAUAUAGUCUGCGUAUCACCUCGGAAUCAUAUGGUUUUCACUCCUCUGUUAGCUUCCACCUGUGUUGGUACGCUUGAGUUUCGAUCUGUAGCCGAACCUGUCGGAAGGAUUCAACCUGCCAUUUCUCGGGAACCUGGUUGUUUCUUCUUUCUUGCUCAUUGCAAGGAACUUGAUGCCGAUAACCAUGUGGUGCACUGUGAGACUGUAACGGAUGGAGAGAAUACUAUGAAGCCUGGGAACUUUAGCAUUUCAUACGAUAAGUUAGUUAUUGCAGCAGGAGCUGAGGCUUCGACUUUUGGAAUCCAUGGAGUGAAGGAACAUGCUGUUUUUCUUCGCGAAGUUCAUGAUGCUCAGGAGAUCCGUAGGAAGCUACUCCUGAACCUAAUGUUGUCUGAUGUGCCUGGAAUCUCAGAGGAAGAAAAAAGUAGACUGUUACACUGUGUUGUCAUAGGAGGUGGUCCAACUGGGGUUGAGUUUAGUGGAGAACUUAGUGAUUUUAUCAUCAAAGAUGUUCAUCAAAGAUAUGCCCAUGUGAAAGAUUACAUACAUGUAACCCUGAUUGAGGCUAAUGAGAUAUUAUCAUCCUUUGAUGAUCGCCUCAGGCAGUAUGCCACUAAGCAAUUGACUAAGUCGGGUGUACGUCUCGUCCAUGGAAUUGUAAAAGAUGUUCAGCUGCAGAAGGUUAUUCUUAACGAUGGAACAGAGGUUCCAUAUGGGUUGUUGGUGUGGUCUACAGGUGUUGGUCCCUCUCCUCUCACAAGAUCUCUGCAACUUCCAAAAUCUUCUGGUGGAAGGAUUGGUGUGGAUGAAUGGUUGCGCGUUCCUUCUGUGCAGGAUGUGUUCGCAAUUGGUGAUUGUUGCGGUUUUCUUGAAAGCACUGGCAAACCAGUACUUCCAGCUCUAGCUCAGGUUGCAGAGCGGCAGGGAAAAUAUAUUGGGAGCCUAUUGAACAAGAUUGGUAAAGCUGGUGGAGGGCAUGCGAACAGUGCAUGGGAAAUUGAAUUGGAGGCCCCAUUUGUUUAUAAACACUUGGGAAGCAUGGCGACUGUAGGGAGUUUCAAGGCUCUUGUGGACCUCAGACAAAGCAAGGAGGCAAAAGGGUUGUCUCUGACAGGAUUUGUUAGUUGGUUUAUUUGGCGGUCAGCAUAUUUAACACGGGUGAUAAGCUGGAGAAACAGAUUCUAUGUUGCAGUCAAUUGGGCCACUACAUUUGUGUUUGGCCGUGAUAUAAGCCGUAUCUGAAAACAAAAUUAGAGGAUUGUUGGCUCAUUUUCUGCAGAUGGUAGGAACCAUG
This is a messenger RNA of Telopea speciosissima, 1614 nucleotides long. Its product is annotated as internal alternative NAD(P)H-ubiquinone oxidoreductase A2, mitochondrial-like. The transcript is spliced from 9 exons. The record is from RefSeq and is a predicted model, not a curated record. Bases 51 to 1562 code for a protein of 503 amino acids. Gene Ontology annotation, molecular function: NADH dehydrogenase activity. NCBI's taxonomy places the organism in Eukaryota, Viridiplantae, Streptophyta, Magnoliopsida, Proteales, Proteaceae.